CACGGGUGUAUGAGUGAAACCUAACCACCGGAAGAUCUAGUAGGAACAGCCAUACUGUGCAAGAAGUGCUUACUUCGUGCGCGUCUAUUGUCGUAAUGGGAAGCUUUCAAUCACUCCCGGAUGACCAUCACUAUCGAACUCUGUCCAAAAAGACAGGCUUUUCACUGGAGCAGAUCGGAAUCCUCCACAAUCGUUUCAAACAGCUCAGUCUAAACGAGGAAAUACUACGGAGAGAUGACUUUAAUAAAGUACAAGACCUGAAAGACAACCCAAUUCGUUCCCAGAUUGUAGAGGCCUUCUUCGAUAGAAGAAACUUCCAUAAGGAUGGGGUCGGAUCAAUGGAGGAAAUUGGCUUUGAAGAAUUCCUGACUGUCAUGUCGUACUUCAGAGCACCAGCCCUUCACACUACAGAAGAGCAGAGAGAAGUUAUAAGGAGGGCAAAAUUACGCUUCCUGUUUAAUAUGCAUGACACAGACAAUGAUGGAACCAUAACACUGGAAGAAUACAGACAUGUAGUAGAAGAAUUACUUUCUCGUAGUGGAUCACUUGGAAAAGAGACAGCCAAGGGCAUAGCAGAUACUGCAAUGCUGGAGGUUGCCAGCAUCUCAGUAGGUCAAAUGGCACCUGAUGAGUUUUAUGAAGGAAUCACCUUUGAGCAGUUUUUGAAGAUUCUUAAAGGACUUGAAAUUGAGACAAGAAUGAACAUUCACUUCUUAAACAUGGACACAACCGUGCUGUGCAAAUAAUGACCUGAUGCUGCAGGCCCAGUUUCUGGUAACUGGAUCUAUCUUUGCACUUUUAUUAGAAGAGAGCAGUUGUUUGUGUAGAUCUUUAUUUAUUAUAAGAGAACGGAGAAUGUGCAUUUUAAAGACAAUCUGCAAUAACAAAAAUGAUCUUGACAUUAGAAACUUACUUGGCUUUUGAUGUUUUGUUACAGUUAGUACAGUAAGUUAUAAACCUAGAGUUUCAUUUAUUUUACUUAAUUGUUCUUAAAAUGUGAAACAGGCUACAGACUGUUUGUAGGCCUUUAAUUCUAUUUAUUCUUACUGCAUGUUGAAAGUUUAUAAAUGUGCAAAUUCUGUAUAUUUUCACACAUUUAUUUUUCCUUAUGUUAAAAUUUUGUACUUUAUACAAAUAGUACUUCAGGUGUUCAUAUAUGCCAUGUUUGGUUCGAUUGAAAUGAACUCUUUUGCGAUUGCUCUUUAAGUGCGGUUUAUUUGUGUAAGUGUGAACGCUGCCAUCCAAACCCUGGUGUGCACGAAACAAGCAGACCGAGACUGCUGAAAAGAUGGGUCUCUGCCACUUUAAAAUGAUCUCUGGCAUGUUUCGAUUGAAAUAUGAACGCACCACGGACUAAAGUCAUCAAAACGAACCAAAAACAGGAAGUGAUAACAAUUGAACGACCUGGAAAUCAAAUGUUUUGGUAAUACAAAAGGAGUGAUUAUUAGAUAUGUGCGUGCGCAUGUAACUGAGGAAUUCCUGGCACUGCUUUGACUGCUUUAAACACUUCAUGAGGUCUUCACGAGCUACCGGCUAGCUAAAAAUACAAGUAUAACUCAUGCAGCAAUGUGCACACAGCAUUGUUUUGGAUGUCCGGUAAGUUCCGUUUUAACAUAUAAAUUAUAAAAGCUGCCCAAUUAUGUUGCGACUUUUCACGUAAGCUGUUAGGUUUGAUAGAUUUAGGUUCGCUUUUAAAAUUCCAGUCUGAACGCUUAGCGAAACAGAGACUCCGGACCUAAAGAACCAAAAGAACCGAACUAGAAAUAUGAACGCACCCUUAAUUUAAAAACCGCAGUUACUCCCAUAAAUCAGCAGGUGCCACUAAUGCCAUUAUUUUGGUUGGGUAUAGCACUACUCAGGUACGAAAAGGUACUUACAUAACCGUGAAGCAUGUAAAAUUAGCAUGUAAGCUUAAAAAAACAUUGCAUUUCAAAACAUACAAAAUAUGACAAAAUAUAAUACAUAUAUGUUGUGUAAUGCAUAAUAUAGUAGUAGGCUUGGAUAAGACAAUGACAGCAAUAUCCGUAAUUGCUAGUGUAUACCAAAGAUCUUUAAACAACAACAAAAAUAACAAAAGCAAUAAUUAAGUUAUGAGUUAUGCUUUGAUUGUACUGAGAGAUUGUAGAGCACAGUCAAAUUCAUGUUAAAGUGUAGAAAUAUGGUUUGCAUAGUGCAGUGGUUCUCGAACAUUUCAGAUCAAGUACCACCUUUAAUAAAAUGAGUUGUUCCAAGUACAACCUAAUGACCGCCAUAGAAAAUCACACGGAUAAACACUCAAAUUUAUAGUAGAGCUGUGAAUCUUUAUCUUUACACCUGGUCCUCCAAUUCUAAAUGUAUUAUUAAUAAUACAAACACUUUUCUGUGAAUUUGUAAACCGGGCUCUGUAAAUUACAUAUAUGGUGGAUUUAUUAAUUUUGUGGGGACUGGCAGAAAUACUACAAACCUAUAUUAAAGACAAACAGCGUGGAAAGAAUAUUUAACACAGAAGAUAAAUAAGUUUACUGACUUAACACUUGACUGCAGCGGCUCUUGUCAAAGGGCGCAUCGCGCUUUCAUUGAUUUAAUUGAUUUUGAGUAGAUGCAGACGCGUAUUGAAUUAGCGCUUUACAGCCAUGACAACAAUUUUACACAGUGGUUCAAUUACAGAAACACAUUAGAAGCUUAAGUUACACGUAGCUCAUAGGAAGGAGUUACGUCAUCGACCAAUGAUCAAAAUUGCACAUCGGCUGAGAUGUAUUCCCUAUUUAUCUAUCAUGUUUAACGUUUGAAAUUGUAUUUAAAAUACGUAAAUUCAAACAUAUUGUUUAUCAUUUCCUGUGUGUCAGGAACCACCAGUGGUCUCUUAAAGUACCAAUAGUGGUAGGCCUAGGUGUACCACAGUUUGAGAACCACUGGCAUAGUGAAAUGAGAGCACUUUUCAUUGCAAAAAUGAACCUUGCAUUUCCUCUGUCACAAAAUUAUGAAAUUGGUGUUUUUUCUUGUAAUGGCAGUAAAUGUUUUACAUGCAAACUGCAUCUACCACAAUAAAUCAUGCAUCUUGCAAUACUGAAA
Molecule: messenger RNA, 3051 nt
Organism: Triplophysa dalaica
Lineage: Eukaryota; Metazoa; Chordata; Actinopteri; Cypriniformes; Nemacheilidae
Gene: tescb
Product: tescalcin b
Exons: 8
Coding region: 96-746 (216 amino acids)
Molecular function (GO): calcium ion binding
Source: RefSeq, a predicted model, not a curated record